This is a messenger RNA of Papaver somniferum (opium poppy), 966 nucleotides long. Its product is annotated as putative ripening-related protein 1. Bases 59 to 619 code for a protein of 186 amino acids. The record is from RefSeq and is a predicted model, not a curated record. Lineage: Eukaryota; Viridiplantae; Streptophyta; Magnoliopsida; Ranunculales; Papaveraceae. The transcript has a single exon.
CCAUUCAGUCUCUUAUACACAUCAAACUGUCAAGUAACCAAGAAGGAAAAGAGGGAAUAUGAAUUCAUUUUUGUCAUUCAGUGUAAUUUUAUCACUAGUUCUCCUUCCAGCGAUUUUGCUUUUUGGGGGAGUCGAAGCUCAAACAUGCGAACCUAGUGAAAAUCUGAUAGGUGUAGAAUCUCCACCAGGUGAAUGCAACACAGAUUUCGAUGCCGACUGUUGUAAACCAGGAGAACCUUACCAAACUUUUACGUGUUCACCCACAGAUCAACGAGCUGUCUUAACGAUAAAUAGUUUCGAGGAAGGCGGAGAUGGUGGCGGGGCAUCAGCAUGUGAUGAGCAAUUUCAUUCUAAUGAUACUCCAGUUGUAGCGUUAUCAACUGGGUGGUUUAACGACGGAGAACGAUGUCAACGUUCAAUAACCAUAGAAGGCAACGGACGGAGUGUGGUAGCUUUGGUGGUUGACGAAUGUGACUCGACCAUGGGUUGUGACGAGGAGCAUGCUUAUCAACCACCGUGCCGUAAUAAUAUUGUCGAUGCGUCCGCUGCAGUUUGGGAAGCGUUGGGUGUUCCUCGUGAAGACUGGGGCGAGCUCGAUAUUACUUGGUAUGAUGCUUAGUCAUAUGAGAUGCUUAUAUACAAAAAAAUCAGUACUAAGGAAACCUCACAAAAUUAUUGUUGAAUUAAAUAUGUCUUAAGUUUUCGAAUUCAGAAGUAACCUCAUAUCUACCUAGUUAUGUAAAAAUAAAAAAUAAAAACUCUAUCUAGUUACUGGUUGUGUAAAAACAAAACCGGAGAUCACUUGGUCGGAUGCUUAGCGGUUUAUGUUUAUGCCAAAUAAAACGGGAAAGUCUCUAGUACUCAUGUGGGGUAUAUAUGUUGAUGUUUUUUUCGCUUGUCUUCUCCAUCUUUGAUGGAUACUUGAAGUAAAUGAUAAUUUGCUCCUUGUUAUUUUGCCCCGUUAAA